Molecule: messenger RNA, 946 nt
Organism: Sinocyclocheilus grahami
Lineage: Eukaryota; Metazoa; Chordata; Actinopteri; Cypriniformes; Cyprinidae
Product: small ubiquitin-related modifier 3-like
Exons: 4
Coding region: 137-421 (94 amino acids)
Molecular function (GO): protein binding
Source: RefSeq, a predicted model, not a curated record
AAACCGACCAAUCGUUGAUGAAGUAGGUAAAGGCAAGCGCGACCCCGUCGGCAGCUGUGUUGCUCUGCUACAGUGUGAAGAGCGCAUCUUGUGUUCAGUGUAUUUCCAGAAUACAGACCAAAAGACGCCUGCAAAAAUGUCCGAAGACAAGCCUAAGGAGGGAGUGAAAACCGAGAACGACCACAUCAAUCUGAAGGUGGCGGGACAGGAUGGCUCGGUUGUCCAGUUCAAAAUUAAAAGGCACACGCCACUCAGCAAAUUAAUGAAAGCGUACUGUGAGAGACAGGGUUUGUCAAUAAGACAGAUUAGAUUUAGAUUUGACGGGCAACCAAUUAACGAGACAGACACACCGGCGCAGUUGGAGAUGGAGGACGAAGACACGAUUGACGUAUUUCAGCAACAAACCGGCGGCUCCUGCUAAAACUCCACACCACCUGGACCCCCACACUUAUCUAUUUUAUUCCUCAUGAUGUUUCAUUCAGAUGCUUUCACAUCGUUUCCCCUUCUCUUUCUCUCUUCUGUCAUCUCUAGCUUUCCUAGAGUGGGCAUCACAAUUGUGUUUCCAGUAGUAUUUAUAUACGCAAUGGUUAGACAGCUACUGUGGUGGGGGAACUAACUCAUGAAGGCUGUCAGAGGGCGUAGUUGUUCAGAUUAACACCAGCCACCAUGCACCAUGGUUUUACGUUGCUCAGAACACUGAUUCACUCGACAAGCCCCGGGAACCGUUGACCCCUCCAUAGUAUAUUCGCCCAAUAAAAAGUGAGGAAGCAUAAUUUUUUUUUUCACCUUUCAAUUCUUAAGAGCUUUAAGUAGGCCUGUUUCAACUCCGAUUCUAUUUGCCUGUAUGUGUUGUAGAAAUAUGUUUGACCAGUGUUGUAUUCAUCUGCCUUUUUAAUGGGGCCGCUUCUCGUAUGAGCUCACUGUAGGGACAGGAUCUGUAAACCAU